UCCAGCAUCACACCCAAAAAGCCCCAAAAUCCAAACUUUUCAAAAUGCUCCGCUCCAUGGUCCUUGCCGCCGUCCUUGUAGCCAGCUACGUCAAUGCCGACUUGUACUGCACCUUCUUCUCCGACCAGGACUGCAAGACCCGCAGCGGAUCCCUGGACUACGACGCCAACAACGACGGCAUCUUCCAGAACGGCGGGACCUACUUCGCAUGCCACAAUGGUCCCACCCGGGUCAGCCUCACCGAAUACCCUCCCGGUGACUCCGCGGGCGAUAAUCCAGAUAACUGCCAUUACUUCCUCGUCGAGGAGGACUUGACCUGCAGUGAGCUUACGGCCUUUGGCUUUCACCCUGGAAAUGGCGGCUAUUACAGGCUCGGCGGUGGGUGCUAGAUGCUGGUUGGACGGUGGGCUUGGCUUUCGUUCCCUGUACUUCUGAAGUUGGGGAGGGCUGGGUUUUGCAGGCAGAUGAAAAUUGUGCAUGUAUAUGAGCACGAAUUGCAGGAUAUUCAGGUUCUUUGUUCAAGGACGUCCAAAGUAGCAU
Dissoconium aciculare CBS 342.82 is the source of this 540-nucleotide messenger RNA. RefSeq lists its product as uncharacterized. The record is from RefSeq and is a predicted model, not a curated record. The coding region runs from base 45 to 389 and encodes 114 amino acids. The transcript has a single exon. Lineage: Eukaryota; Fungi; Ascomycota; Dothideomycetes; Mycosphaerellales; Dissoconiaceae.